Messenger RNA from Olea europaea var. sylvestris, 1625 nucleotides. RefSeq lists its product as uncharacterized. Gene Ontology annotation, molecular function: methyltransferase activity. Bases 297 to 1511 code for a protein of 404 amino acids. The record is from RefSeq and is a predicted model, not a curated record. NCBI's taxonomy places the organism in Eukaryota, Viridiplantae, Streptophyta, Magnoliopsida, Lamiales, Oleaceae. The transcript has a single exon.
UUUAAGAUGAUAAAUUCAUACAAAUUGGAAAAUGCAUGUGAACAAGUCCGCCAAAACCGAAAUCACAAAACUUCACACUUCUCUAUAGAAUAUGAAAUUUGUACUUCACUCUCUCAGUGUUGACCUUCCACAAGAUCCCACUACCUGCUACAAUACCAACUCGUCUUAAAUAAAACAUGCUUCUGCGUGAUUAAAUGUAUUAAAACAUAAUAUAUUAGUAAGUUGACUUUAAUCCCAACUAAUCGUAUACACAAUACACUUCAUCUUCAACUCUAAGCAAUCCAAAUCAGAUUUCCAUGGAUUCCCCUUGCAAUUCAAGAUCUUUCUCUUCUAAACUCUUCUAUCUUUUCUUACUUGUGUCUUCAAAUCUUCUCACUCUCUUCAUUUCCACUAACUUGUAUUCUCCAUGUUCUCUAGGAACUCGAGUAGAAUCCGUCACACCCAUUGGGAAAACUGCUGAUUGUGCCCCAAGAGAUCCCAAGCCAACCCCGAAAGUAGAGAUUGUCAAACAAUUCAAUGCAUCGGAAAGUGAAGCAGACCUCCCUGAUGAGUUUCUUGCUUUCACAUCCCCACAGCAGCUCCCACUGGGUUAUAACUCAAAUUUUGAUUCCGACAAAAUCCUCCCUCCAGUUGGCCAUCCGUGUGCACUUUUCCCUGAUAUGCUUCGCCAGUAUAUGUCAUACAAAGUCAAUGGAUCCUGCCCGGACGACGAGCUUCUAGCACAAAAGCUUCUCCUCCGGGGAUGUGAGCCACUUCCUCGACGCCGGUGCCAUCCAGCUGCACAGAAAGAAUACAUUGAACCAUACCCACUUCCUGAUAGCUUAUGGAUGACACCCUCGGACUCAACUGUUGUUUGGACAGCACAUACCUGCAAGAACUAUUCAUGUCUCAUCAAUCGUAUGCAUACUCAGAAAGGUUUUGACGACUGCAAGGACUGUUUUGACCUUGCUGGACGAGAGAAAACCCGAUGGACUGGCAAUGGUGGGGGCCUCGACUUCUCCGUAGAUGAAGUACUUGCAGUAAAGAAGCCUGGCACAAUAAGAAUAGGGCUUGACAUCGGAGGUGGGGUGGCUACAUUUGCUGUCAGAAUGAGAAAAAGAAACAUAACAAUCAUCACAACUUCAAUGAAUCUAAAUGGCCCUUUCAAUAGUUUCAUUGCAUCAAGAGGCGUUGUACCUUUGUACAUAAGCAUUUCGCAAAGACUCCCCUUCUUCGACAACACACUAGAUAUCGUGCAUUCUAUGCAUGUUCUGAGUAACUGGAUACCCACAAAACUGCUCCAUUUCUUGAUAUUCGACAUAUAUAGGGUGCUUAGGCCUGGUGGACUGUUCUGGCUCGACCAUUUUUUCUGUGUUGGGGAUGAGUUGGAGAAUGUCUAUACACCCCUCAUAGAAAGUGUCGGAUUUAACAAGGUCAAAUGGGUGGUGGGACGCAAGCUUGAUCGUGGCCCGGAGCUAAAUGAGAUGUACGUUUCUGCAUUACUGGAAAAACCACUAGAGAAUUCUUGGUGAUUGUAAUUAAGCUUCUUUCUUUUCUUUAUUUAAGCUCUUCUAAAUAUUGCAGGAAAGAAAUUUUGUAUUCUGAGCACAAAGUCUAAUUAUUAUAGCAGGAAAUUGGCAGUCAAA